This is a messenger RNA of Belonocnema kinseyi, 500 nucleotides long. RefSeq lists its product as uncharacterized. The transcript is spliced from 4 exons. The record is from RefSeq and is a predicted model, not a curated record. Lineage: Eukaryota; Metazoa; Arthropoda; Insecta; Hymenoptera; Cynipidae. The coding region runs from base 20 to 388 and encodes 122 amino acids.
AGUGCGGUUGCUACACAUCAUGUCAGGAUUAAUGAACACUUUAGAGAGAAAAAAAUUAGAUGCUGCAAGAUUAUUGGCUUGCAUUGCAAAAAUUGAAGAUCAGGAAAAAAGAAAUUCAUCAUUGGCUUCUGAGGCAUACCAAACAAUGAUGGACCAUGUGGAAAUAAGUCAACAAUUACAUGAACAUUUAAAUCGGAAAAGGGGAGAAAAAGAAAAAAUCGACUUGGUAUUAUCUCGGCCACCAGAAUUAAAAACCUUCAGAACUAAUAAAGUCGAUCUCAGUGGUUUGCGCCUACUCGUAGAAAAAGAACUACAAGAAAUUGCAGCAUUGGAAAAAAAGAAUUCCCUUCCUGGAUUGAGUAUAUCAAAGAGUGAAAAUAAAACGUGAUUCCAGCCCAAAAACCGAAUGAGGUGACAUUUUACCAUUUGUGUAUUAAACAAAUAUCUGCUAAAACCAGUGUUUUAUCAUUAUAUGAAAGCUAUAUUAAAAUGUAUUUUCU